Molecule: messenger RNA, 327 nt
Organism: Sporothrix schenckii 1099-18
Lineage: Eukaryota; Fungi; Ascomycota; Sordariomycetes; Ophiostomatales; Ophiostomataceae
Exons: 1
Coding region: 1-327 (108 amino acids)
Source: RefSeq, a predicted model, not a curated record
AUGGUUGAGGAGAAGGCCGACGAGAAGGUCGAGGGAGCAACGCAAAAUCGGAUGUCGUGGGGAAGUGAUUCAGAUUACGUCCGUCGACGGAGACAUUCCACGAGACAAACGCAAUGGGGAUUGUGGCUCGAGUCGGGAGGCUGGCGUGGGUGGUGCAGAGAAAGAUGCUGGGAGACCAAAAAGUUGAACCAAGUGAACAAAUGUGUAGUAGAGGCGUUGGGACACAAAGGUAAUGUAGUGAGACGAAGUCCCGCUGGCGAGAGGAAGGACCGGGUGGAGCACCAGGAUAAGGCUCGAGGCGAUAACGAGGGAAGGGGCGAAGGCUAG